ACAGUGAAGCUGAAUACGACCCACGUUGGUUACAGAUUUAGAUUUUUAUUGUUUCACAUCACUUCAGUUUAUAUUUCUAUGUUCCACACGAAUGCUUGUAUUUUCAAACAUUUUCGCAUAAUUCAACACUUAACGACGUUACAUUAUUGGUCCAUUUUACUAUUACAUAAGCUGUGUUUUUUCUCAGAGUAGUUUCGUGUUAGCUGUACCUACUUCAAAAACGAUACAAAAAUGAUGCGACAUUGGUCUACUUUACUAAUAAUAUUGAUUGCAUGUGCAUCAUAUUCUCUUGGAGUGCUGAUCUCUUACCCACAUAAUUCUGUGGUAAAUUUCAGUCCAGGAGAAAACAUUUCUCUCACCUGUUCCGGAUUAGAGGAAGUUCAGUGGGAAGUCGAUAGCCCACCUUUGGGUGUGUAUUCAGUACGAGUAGAGACUCCAAAGAGAAAAAUUCUUGAGAUAGUAAACGCCACUACUGAUAACACUGGAGUGUACAAAUGUUAUCCAAUCAAACGCAAGGUCGAGUUCUCGAAAAUUUACCUUUCUGCUGUUUCAGUUCGGCCUGAAAAAUCCGAAAAUAAUGCAACAACAUCAGCGCCCCCUUCUACUGUUCGACCUGAAAAAUCAGAGAAUAAUGGAACAGCACCAGAACCAUCAAAAGUCAAUUAGUGAUUUUUGUAUUAAGUGGAUCAAAAUUUAAAAAUAUUAUCCUAUCAAACCAUGAACUUUGAAAAUAUGUAAAAUCAAAUUAUAUGUAUUAUACUUCGAUAAUCAUAAAAUUCUAUUUAGCUA
This is a messenger RNA of Planococcus citri (citrus mealybug), 789 nucleotides long. RefSeq lists its product as uncharacterized. The transcript has 5 exons. The coding region runs from base 232 to 666 and encodes 144 amino acids. The record is from RefSeq and is a predicted model, not a curated record. NCBI's taxonomy places the organism in Eukaryota, Metazoa, Arthropoda, Insecta, Hemiptera, Pseudococcidae.